CGGGAUCCGCGGCGGCUACCCACUCCCGGGACCGUUCCGCGGCCAGAGCCGAGUGCACGCUGGCCGCUGAGUUCUCUGCGUCCUGCGCCCGAGGCGGCGUGCCGGCCCCGUCGCGGUCCUGGGGCGCGCCGCGGGGUGCGGGCCCGGAGCCGGGAUGCCGGAAGGACCGUCUGUGAGGAAGUUCCACCACUUGGUCUCCCCCUUUGUGGGGCAGCAGGUGGUCAAGACAGGGGGCAGCAGUAAGAAGCUCAACCCUGCCAGCCUUCAGUUCCUGUGGCUUCAAGACAACCAGGUCCAUGGAAAGAAAUUAUUCCUUAGAUUUGAUCCAGAUGAAGAACUUGGGUCCCUUGGCAACAAGUCACUGCCAGAGCUUCUGCAGGAAGGAGAGAGGGAGGAAGAGGCUGAGGACCAAAAGCAGGCCUUGGGGCCCAGCAGCUGGGAAAUCUCUAACCAGUUAUGUCCGUCCAUGGAGCGUGUCGUUCCCAGUGGAGACAAUGGCUUGGAGUGUUUGCAGAGAGGCACUCCCGCAGGGGCCGCUGAGAGGUGGCUGCAGGUCAGCUUUGGUUUAUUUGGCAGCAUUUGGGUGAACGAGUUCUCCAGAGCGAAGAAAGCAAACAAGAAGGGUGACUGGAGGGACCCCAUUCCAAGGUUGGUCCUGUACUUUGGCGGUGGCGGCUUCCUGGCAUUUUAUAAUUGUCAGAUGGCUUGGAGCCCUUCCCCAGUGGUCACACCCACCUCUGACAUCUUGUCUGAAAAGUUCCAUCGAGGACAAGCCUUAGAAGUUCUGAGCCAGGAGCAGCCUGUCUGCUAUACACUGCUGGACCAAAGAUACUUCUCAGGUUUAGGGAACAUCAUCAAGAACGAAGCCUUGUACAGAGCUGGGAUCCAUCCCCUCUCUCUGGGCUCCCUCCUCAGUCCUCCACGACUCGAGGCCCUGGUGGAUCAUGUGGUAGAGUUCAGUGCAGACUGGCUUCGGGGCAAGUUCCAGGGCAGACAGCAGCACACGCAGGUCUACCAGAAGGAGCAGUGCCCCGCUGGGCACCAGGUUAUGAAAGAGGCCUUUGGGCCUCCGGGCGGCUUCCAGAGGCUCACCUGGUGGUGCCCGCAGUGCCAGCCCAGGCUGCCGGCCAACGAACAAGGGCAGAGCCAGCCCUCCUCCGGCUCUCAGGCCCCUACUUCACCACACUCUGCUCUGCAGGGGCUGUGAUUCCCGCGUGCCGGGUAAGGGGGCGCUGUCAGUAUUUGGGACUGAGCACCGCAAGUGAGGGGGGAGCCGGGGAAUGUCAGUGCCCCUGCUGUCCAUCUCUCUGGUGUUCUGUCUAAGGCACUUUCUACAGGGUUAGAUUUUUUUUUUCCCUCUUCUCUAGUUAUGAUUCAUUCUUCCUAUCGAAUCCUGCCAUUGUGAAAGAUGAGAACACUCAUGACAGCGGUAAAGGGAGAAACCUCCCGGGUGGGAGGCCAGUGAAAAUGAUAGCUUGUGGAGAACAGCUGUGCCUCCACGUUGCUUUGCAGGCCUUGGGUUUUGUUUUUGAAACCUUGGUUGGUUUUCAGGCCUUCCAUUGGAGAAACAGGAAACUGGAAUCCAGUCAUGAGGGUGGAGUAGAGCAUGAGGAUUCUGGUCCACCUGGAUCCUUUCUUGGGGGAGGGAGACCCCGAGAGAAGGAGGGGGGAGGAAGAGCGGAACCAGGGAAUUGGCCACCUUCCUGCCAUGCCCAGUGAGCUUUAGAGAAAAGCUACUUAUUUCCUCCUCAAGGUGAUAUAUUUGUGACUGCUGAUACGUUGAAUUGCGCAAGAAUCAAGGAUUGUAGAGACACGUCGUCAGGUUGUUAGCAACGUCUCGAACUGACGUGAAAUAAAGCUCUUUGGCAUUUUC
This is a messenger RNA of Hyaena hyaena (striped hyena), 1873 nucleotides long. RefSeq names its product nei like DNA glycosylase 2 (gene NEIL2). Bases 155 to 1207 code for a protein of 350 amino acids. Gene Ontology annotation, molecular function: damaged DNA binding; zinc ion binding; DNA N-glycosylase activity. The record is from RefSeq and is a predicted model, not a curated record. The transcript has 5 exons. Gene Ontology annotation, cellular component: nucleus. NCBI's taxonomy places the organism in Eukaryota, Metazoa, Chordata, Mammalia, Carnivora, Hyaenidae. Gene Ontology annotation, biological process: base-excision repair.